Meloidogyne enterolobii is the source of this 335-nucleotide messenger RNA. Lineage: Eukaryota; Metazoa; Nematoda; Chromadorea; Rhabditida; Meloidogynidae. The record is from the annotation of a GenBank genome assembly.
AUGGCUACCAAAUUUAACCAAAGUGACUUUUUCGCUUUUUUUACUUUUCAAUUCAAAAACAAUUCAAAGCUUUUCGCUUUUCAACUUUUCACUUUCUAUUUUUUUGGUCUUACAUCCUUACGAAUGCCAAAUUUUACUUUUCAUUUUCCGGACUUACAUUCUUCUGAAUGCCGGACACUUUAUCAGCCAAAAUCUGAGCACUUCCAGGACCACUAGGCAUUUCAGCCUUAAACUAUAUAGACAACUGGCCCUCACACUAUGUCCUUUACAGGUCACUAAUAACUACUGGUCCACUGCGCACUAACAAUUCACCCAAUUCACUUUCGACUCAUGCU